GCCCCAGCCGCAGCAUGUAACUGAGCGGGGGCUCGUGUUGUCCCCUCGCCCCGCGGCCGGAGGCGACGCGGGCAACUUUCCCUGCGGGUGGGAGGGUGGGUCAGGAGCCGCGGGAACAAUGACAGAGGAGAGCAAAGGGGAAGGGAAAGGGGAGAGCGGGAAGGACCUGGAGAAGCAGCUUCGCCUGCGGGUCUGCGUCCUGACCGAGCUGCUCAAGACGGAGCGGGACUACGUGGGCACCCUGGAGUUCCUCGUGUCGGCAUUCCUUCAACGAAUGAUCCAGUGUGCUGCAUCCAAAGUUGAUAAAAAUGUUACAGAGGAGACAGUUAAGAUGUUGUUUUCAAAUAUUGAAGACAUUCUUGCAGUUCACAAGGAUUUCCUGUCUCUGGUGGAAGACUGUUUGCAGCCUGAACCUACUGCGCAUCAUGAAGUUGGAACCUGCUUUCUUUAUUAUAAAGACAGGUUUCGUAUCUACGAUGAAUACUGUAGUAACCAUGAGAAGGCACAAAAACUUCUUCUUGAACUUAACAAAAUAAGAACAGUGAGGACUUUUCUUUUGAACUGUAUGCUGCUUGGAGGAAGAAAGAAUACAGAUGUUCCACUGGAAGGAUAUCUAGUAACACCAAUACAGAGAAUAUGCAAGUAUCCCCUUCUUUUAAAGGAGUUAUUGAAGCGGACUCCAAGGAAACACAGUGAUUAUGCAGCAUUAAUGGAAGCCCUCCAAGCCAUGAAAGCUGUCUGUUCCAACAUAAAUGAAGCCAAGAGACAAAUGGAAAAAUUAGAGGUUUUGGAAGAAUGGCAGUCUCACAUUGAAGGAUGGGAGGGGUCCAACAUCACAGAUACUUGCACGGAAAUGCUAAUGUAUGGAGUUUUGCUGAAAAUUUCUGCAGGAAAUAUCCAGGAGCGGGUCUUUUUUCUUUUUGAUAAUCUUUUGGUCUACUGCAAACGAAAACACAGGCGAUUGAAGAACAGCAAAGCAUCUACUGAUGGCCAUCGGUAUCUCUUUCGAGGCAGAAUAAACACAGAGGUGAUGGAAGUAGAGAAUGUAGAUGAUGGUACAGCGGACUAUCAUAGCAGUGGCCACAUUGUUGUUAAUGGCUGGAAGAUUCACAACACAGCAAAGAACAAAUGGUUUGUAUGCAUGGCAAAAACUCCUGAAGAGAAGCAAGAAUGGCUAGAAGCUAUUCUGAAAGAAAGAGAAAGAAGAAAAGGUUUAAAACUGGGCAUGGAACAAGAUACUUGGGUGAUGAUCUCAGAGCAGGGAGAGAGACUCUACAAAAUGAUGUGCAAACAAGGAAAUCUGAUCAAAGACAGGAAAAGAAAACUAACCACUUUCCCAAAGUGCUUUCUUGGAAGUGAGUUUGUGUCCUGGUUAUUGGAAAUUGGAGAGAUACACAAAGCUGAAGAAGGUGUACAUCUUGGCCAAGCUUUACUAGACAAUGGUAUUAUCCACCAUGUUACAGAUAAGCACCAGUUCAAACCUGAACACAUGCUCUACAGAUUCCGUUACGAUGAUGGAACAUACUACCCACGAAAUGAAAUGCAGGAUGUUAUUUCCAAGGGAGUAAGAUUGUACUGUCGUCUUCACAGCCUGUUUACUCCAGUAAUAAGGGAUAAAGAUUACCAUCUAAGGACCUACAAAUCUGUAGUUAUGGCUAACAAACUGAUAGACUGGCUGAUUGCGCAGGGAGAUUGCCGGACCAGGGAGGAAGCAAUGAUUUUUGGUGUAGCUCUUUGCGACAAUGGGUUUAUGCACCAUGUAUUAGAAAAAAGUGAAUUUAAAGAUGAACCACUGCUAUUUCGUUUUUUUGCGGAUGAAGAGAUGGAAGGGUCAAAUAUGAAGCACAGGCUCAUGAAACAUGACUUAAAAGUUGUGGAAAAUGUUAUAGCCAAAUCAUUAUUGAUUAAAUCUAAUGAAGGCAGCUAUGGUUUUGGUUUAGAAGACAAAAACAAAGUGCCUAUUAUUAAAGUAGUGGAGAAAGGGUCAAAUGCUGAGAUGGCAGGCCUGGAAGUAGGGAAAAAGAUCUUUGCCAUUAAUGGUGACCUAGUUUUUCUGAGACCCUUCAAUGAAGUGGAUUACUUUUUGAAAGCAUGUUUAAACAGCAGACAGCCCCUCAGGGUUCUUGUGAGCACAAAACCACGCGAGACAGUGAAGAUUCCUGACUCUGCAGAUGGGCUGGGAUUCCAAAUCAGAGGCUUUGGUCCAUCAGUUGUCCAUGCUGUUGGGAGAGGAACUGUGGCAGCUGCAGCUGGUCUCCACCCUGGACAGUGCAUAAUCAAAGUGAAUGGAAUUAAUGUCAGCAAAGAGAGUCAUGCAAGCGUUAUUGCCCAUGUUACAGCCUGCAGGAAAUACAGGCGUCCAAUGCAGCAAGAUUCCAUACAGUGGGUAUAUAACAGUAUUGAGAGUGCACAGGAAGAUCUUCAGAAAACAAACUCCAAGCCCCCUGGAGGUGAUGGAGGGGAUGUCUUUGACUGCAAAGUAGAAGAGGUAAUUGAUAAAUUCAACACUAUGGCAAUAAUUGAUGGGAGGAAAGAUCAUGUUAGUCUGACUGUUGAUAAUGUUCACCUGGAAUAUGGAGUGGUUUAUGAGUAUGACAGUACUGCUGGAAUGAAAUGCCAUGUGUUAGAGAAAAUGGUUGAACCAAAAGGCUUUUUCAGCUUGACAGCCAAGAUUCUUGAGGCACUGGCAAAAAGCGAUGAACAUUUUGUUCAGAAUUGCAACAGCCUGAAUUCUUUAAAUGAAGUUAUCCCCACUGACCUCCAAAGUAAAUUCAGUGUUAUCUGCAGUGAGAAAAUUGAACAUAUAUACCGAAGAAUCUCUAGUUAUAAAAAGUUCUCAAGAGUGUUAAAAAACAGAGCUUGGCCUACAUUUAAACAAGCCAAAUCAAAGAUCUCACCACUUCAUAGCAGUGAUUUCUGCCCAACCAACUGCCAUAUCAAUGUGAUGGAAGUUUCCUAUCCUAAAACCUCAACUUCUCUUGGUAGUGCCUUUGGGGUUCAGCUAGACAGCAGAAAGCAUACUUCACAUGAGAAAGAAAAUAAAAAUACUGAACAAGGUAAACUGAAUCCCAUGGUUUACAUUCAGCAUACUAUUACCACCAUGGCAGCCCCAUCAGGACACUCCCUAGGUCAACACGAUGGCCAUGGUCUGAGAUACCUAUUAAAAGAAGAGGACUUAGAAACACAAGAUGUCUAUCAGAAAUUGCUGUGCAAAUUGCAGACUGCAUUGAGAGAGGUGGAAACAUGUGUCUGUCAGAUAGAUGAUCUCCUCUCUUCGAUAACCUAUUCUCCCAAAUCAGAACGUAAAACACCCGAGGCUUUAAUACAAGCAGACAGUGACAAUGACAAGGGAGAAAAGAAUGGGAAAAAGGUCUGUUUUAAUGUAGCUGGUGAUGAGCAGGAAGAUUCUGGCCAUGACACCAUCAGCAAUAGGGAUUCAUACAGUGAUUGCAAUAGCAACAGAAACUCCAUUGCCUCAUUCACCAGCAUUUGCAGUAGCCAAUGCAGUUCUUACUUUCACAGUGAUGAAAUGGAUUCAGGUGAUGAACUUCCCUUAAGUGUUCGCAUUUCUCAUGAUAAACAGGACAAACUCCAUAGCUGUUUGGAGCAUCUUUUUGGUCAGGUAGACUCAAUUGUCAAUCUUCUGAAAGGACCUGCUGUAGCGAGGGCCUUUGAACAGACAAAGUAUUUCACACCCGGACGAGGCCUACAAGAGUUUCAGCAGGAAAUGGAACCUAAACUUAGUUGUCCAAAGAGGUUACGACUUCACAUCAAGCAAGACCCCUGGAACCUUCCCAGCAGCGUCCAAAAUCUUGCACAGAACAUUAGAAAAUUUGUUGAAGAGGUGAAGGCAAGACUGCUGUUGGCACUUCUUGAAUACACAGAUAGUGAAAUACAGCUCAGACGAGACAUGGUCUUCUGCCAAAGUCUAGUAGCCACAGUCUGUGCUUUUUCUGAGCAACUAAUGGCUGCAUUAAAUCAGAUGUUUGACAACAGCAAAGAGUAUGAAAUGGAGACUUCAGAGGCCAGCAGAAGGUGGUUGGAACAGAUAGCUAAUGCAGGUGUUCUUCUUCAUUUCCAGUCAUUGCUGUCACCUAACUUGACGGAUGAACAAGCCAUGCUAGAAGAUACAUUGGUUGCAUUAUUUGAUCUGGAAAAAGUUACUUUUUAUUUCAGACAAUCAGAACCAGAACCAGUAGUUGCAAAUGUUCCAAUCACAUAUCAAGCGGAAGGAAGCCGGCAAGCCUUGAAGGUUUACUUCUAUCUUGAUAAUUACCAUUUUGAGCAACUUCCUCAACGGUUAAAAAAUGGAGGAGGAUUUAAAAUACACCCAGUACUUUUUUCACAAGCACUGGAGAGCAUGGAAGGAUAUUAUUACAGGGACAAUGUAUCAGUAGAAGAAUUUCAAGCCCAGAUCAAUGCAGCCUCACUAGAAAAAGUCAAGCAGUAUAACCAGAAACUCAGGGCAUUUUACCUGGACAAGUCAAAUCUGCCUCCAAAUUCAACAUCUAAAGCUGCUUAUGUAGACAAGUUAAUGCGGCCCCUCAAUUCUUUGGAUGAAUUUUACCGGCUGGUAGGGUCAUUUAUCAGAUCCAAGCGCACAGCUGCUUGUGCUUACACUGCUUGCAGUGCGUCUGGAGUUGGAUUGCUCUCGGUUUCUUCAGAACUUUGUAGCAGACUUGGAGCUUGCCACAUCAUAAUGUGCAACAGUGGAGUUCACCGCUGCACACUAAGUGUAACUCUGGAACAGGCUAUAAUUCUUGCUAGGAGCCAUGGACUACCUCCUCGCUAUAUUAUGCAAGCUACAGACGUGAUGCGCAAACAGGGAGCAAGAGUGCAGAACACUGCCAAGAAUUUAGGAGUGAGGGACAGAACACCACAGUCUGUCCCAAGAUUAUACAAGCUGUGCCAGCCUCCACCUCCUGCUGGAGAAGAGUAAGGAGAAAGAAUCAAAAUAUAAUAAACUGCUUUUAAGAUAUUGGACUAGAAAACAAAAUCAAGAUGCACUCUAAUGGGACAUGCCUGGUGAAGUGACAAGUAGAAUUUAUUUACUCAGGAUAAAGAAAUAGGUUGUCCUUAAAUAUUUCUCUGUCAUCAUUGGGUAACAGACUGUUGAAAAAUAUUUUUGGGCUCCAUGUACUGUAGUGUCACGUGAGUAAAAUUUGAACGCUGUGGGGAUUUUCCUGGAAAUUUUACACUGGAAUUUGCAGGUGACAUGGCCAGGUCAGCAACACAGUUGCCUUUUGCACAUAGACAGAAGUAUUAGAAAAGCCAUCCCAUGUGAACGACAUCAAAAUGUCAUCCAAGUCCACAGAGUGAACUCCAGGAAGAAGAAAAGUUUAAAAUUACCUAAAUGCAUUAUGCAUUUAUAUCUCUCUCACUGAUUAACUUGUGUCUUUCCCACUAAGAUACUGUUAUUAUGUUCUCCAAAAGUUUAGCAAUAAGAAAUUAACAUUUUUGGUCUAUGAAACAUGUACAUGUUAAAGACUAAGAACCUAACUACAAAUAGUCCCAAUGAGUUUGGAAUGACUAUGUGGAUCUAGCAGUCAAUGUACAAUAUGAAUUCCAACACAGUAAACUCAGUUACUUUAGUAAGAAUCCAUGGUCAUCACAGAUUUGAAAGAGCAUGUUAUUUCAUCUUGUAUAAAUGGUGCAACCCUUUAAAUUGCAUAAAAAUUAAAAUAUAGCUUUUGAAGAUACAUUGGGAGAGAGAGUGUGAUUGAUAUUAGGAGGGUGGUAUUAACAUAUCAUUAGAAGGAAGGUCAAACUUUAGCCUGCAGCAGCUGCUCUACUUUGUUGGGCUUCUAUAUUUCAGAAAUCUCCAUACAGUUGUGUUUAUCUUGUAAAGUAUCGUACAUGGUAUCAUGUCUAACCAGACUCGGUAAAGGGCUGUGCUCUAGCUUUGAACUGGAAAAUUUUGAAUUUUAUAGUAUGUAAGUAAAGCAUUGUGUCAAAUGUUUAUGUCAGCAUAUAAAAUAUUUUGUUGGCAUAAAGUUUUAUGGCUAUUGAAGUUGGUUUUGCAGACUGGUAGUUUCAUAAUUUUAUGAUUUUGAUUUUGUAGGAUGUUUUGAAUAUCUACAUGGAUCAGGAAAAACAUUAUUCAUGUUUAAUUAUUUUCUGCCAAAGUGUUUCCAGAGAAAAUAAACGUUCCUGAAAGAGCCUUCAUAUGUAUACACAUUAAAGUAGAAUUACAUUUAAAAAUAUUGCAUCUGGUAGUAGUAACUAGAUACUAGGGAGGGAUUAAUAUAAUCUAAAAAUGAAGUAUUAUGGCAAAUUAUAGUUCUAUAAUUGCACACAAACCUCUACAACAUAGUUUUUUCAGUUCUAUGUUGUCUGUUCACGUAUGAAAUUUCAGUAAAUGUAUUAACUCAGAAAUAGAUGAGAAUUCAGUACAAGCUGUAUUUUACAAAGAGUGUUCUUUCUAUAGGACAUAUAAUUGGUUUAUUACUUUUCUCCAAAGGAGAAGUUAGUACUUCUACAUUCUUCAGUAUUCUUGAUUUUAUAUGCAGAUAUUAACUUUGACAACAAAGUAAAUAUUUUUAUAUACACACAAAUGUAUGUGUAAAGACAUAUAUUAUAGUAGCAGUAUGUGUAUAUCUAGUUAUACCAGUUAUGUAGCCAUCCAAGCUUAAACAUAAAAUCUGUUAACUUCCUUUAACUGUGACAAAAAAUGAUACUGAACACUCUGUAAAGUCACAAUUUUCCCUCCAUUCUUGAAGUUUACAUCCUUCUGAUACUUGCUGGAAACUUUUUUUCAACAUUUUGAUAAACACGAAAUUCUACUUUCUUAAACUACAUAGGAAGUAGGAAAACCCAUUUUCUUUAUCUAGUAUGACUUAAUGCUUUUACAUAAGAAAAGAAUGGAUUUUGGUUUUAUACAGUUUUUGUUCUAGUCCACAAAUCUCAUAGUCUUAGACAUGUUUUAUUCAAAGGCAAUACUGGUUAAGAUUAUCCUUCCUCUAGGCAAGUAUUACCAAGUAAAUUUAGGCUUCUGCUUGCUCAGACACCAGAAAUGUGCAGAAGUCAAAGCUUUCUCAUGCUAGGUAUUAUACCACAAAUCAUGUAACACAUUUAGUUUGGCAGUGUCAGGCUUUACUAGGAGCAAGGAUUUCUUAGGGUGAUAUUUUUAUUGGACCAACUAUGCAGCUGGAAUAGAAUUAGACAGGCUUUUGAAUGUGAAGACAUUCUUGGUAAGGAACCUAAUUCUCGGUGUGAGAUUUGGCUACAAAAUCUUUUACUAAGAGACUGAGUGCUAUCAGCUGAAUGAAACUGAUACAGUUCUACAAGAGGAAAAUCUGUUGUAUGCACACACAUUAUUAGUGACUAAACUUACCGUCGAGCACUUUGGAACAUCAGCUGAGUCACAAUAAUGAUGUAGGAGUGCAAUACAUUAAACCUAUCAUAUUACACAUGUAAUGAUUUUAGUAUAAGUGGGGUUUUGGCACUUGAAAGUGCAGGUAAUAAAUGUUUGUUAAAUGCUAGCUGAGGACUGACAGCUAUUGGCCAAAAUCAUUGGACCAAAUUCUUCAAUUACAAUUUUUCUUGAGUAAGCACUGAAGGUAUUGACCCUCCGCUUUUGUAACUGUUGUUACAUUGUAUGUCUAAAUGACUAUUUAGUGGAGAAGAGGAAAGGUUUGAGUCCCCAGUUCUCUUUUGUUCUGAAAAAUAUAUAUGAGUUUACUUAACUCUCUGAACUUCAUUAUACAAAGCGCAUCCAGCCUCUAGCACCAAUGGCUUGUGCUGUGCAUGAAUUUAGAUAUUUAGGUUUGUAUUUUCAGAGGGCUUUAUGGAUUUAGGCCACAGUUUCCAAUGGGAUUUGGGGUUUGGAUUUUCAGAGGCACUGAAGAGGGUUAGGCACACAGCUUCCAUUGAAUUUCUAUGGGAAGUGGGUAUGUAACUUGCUUGGGCUCUUUUGAAAAUCAUAGUCAUGGCCAUUUUAGACUUUUCUGUAUCUCUUUACUUGCCCCUCUAUUUUCUGAAUUAAUCACACAUCCUAAUAUUUUUGGUUCACAGUUAGUUCAGCCAGGCAUUGAAGAAACCGUCUUACAAAUUACACAUUUACAUGUGUUUGUGACUAAAGCUAAUUAUAAUGUUGCGUAAACAUGUAGGAUAUAUUUACCCUUCCCACAGUGCAUACACAAUAAAAAAAUCAAUUUUCAGUUUACACAG
Molecule: messenger RNA, 8169 nt
Organism: Gavialis gangeticus (Gharial)
Lineage: Eukaryota; Metazoa; Chordata; Crocodylia; Gavialidae
Gene: PREX2
Product: phosphatidylinositol-3,4,5-trisphosphate dependent Rac exchange factor 2
Exons: 40
Coding region: 119-4939 (1606 amino acids)
Biological process (GO): intracellular signal transduction
Molecular function (GO): guanyl-nucleotide exchange factor activity; protein binding
Source: RefSeq, a predicted model, not a curated record